Messenger RNA from Camellia sinensis, 2939 nucleotides. Its product is annotated as Protein kinase superfamily protein. The record is from RefSeq and is a predicted model, not a curated record. Gene Ontology annotation, molecular function: protein kinase activity; ATP binding. Gene Ontology annotation, biological process: protein phosphorylation. Lineage: Eukaryota; Viridiplantae; Streptophyta; Magnoliopsida; Ericales; Theaceae.
ACCCUUCUCUCUUUUUCUCUCUAAAAACUCUUCCUCUAUGUACAAUUACACACUACAUACACGUUUACAUUGUCUCUCCCUCUCUCUCUCUCUCUCUCUCUCUCAAGCUACAGAAGUAACAACACAAUGAGAGAGUUCUGAAUACACUGUUAAAGUGCCCACACCAAAACCAGAGAAAAGAAUGUGAAAAAAAGAGAGCUAAAGGUACUAGUACUCUUACCACCAAUCAGCAAAACAAACCCUUUUGCAGACCUCUAGAGAGAGAGACAAAGAGUGAGAGACAACUCUAGAGAGAGAAAGUUGAGAGCAGAGCUCCAGCUGUGUGUGAGCUCUCACCUACAUCACACAGUUCCAAAACCCUAGAAAGAGAGAGAGAGUUGAGCUCUCUGCUAAAACCGAAAUUCACAAGAUUUGAGAGCUAAAAAAGCCCUAGAUCCAGAUUCAUCCGUAUCGGAACUCGUGGUUGUUCGCUGGUUGUUUUGCUGCAAGAGUUACAUGUAAUGAUAUACAGUAAUCAGAAAUGGAAAAGAUUCCGGAACCAAAGGCGCUUUUUGGGAAGUUGCCUGUUGUGGGUCGGGCAGCGACUGCGAGCACUACUUCUAUUAGAGAAGUUACGGGUCGAUCUGAUGCACGAGACUCAGAAGAUUGGGACUCCCCUGCAUCUGUAAGAACCUGGAAAGAGAAGAACUAUUUACAAGAUCAAGAGGAACUAAUGCCAGAUAUUGUUACAUUUAAGGGCAGUGGGGACUCAUUUGAGGAUGUUGGUUCUACUUCUUUUUCCGGGGCUAGUCAUCCUCCGGAACCUGUUGAUACUGAUCUAAUGAGACCAGUCUACGUACCUAUUGGUCAAAGCAAAUCAGAGGGUAAAUGCUUGGUGAAGAGCUUGUCUAUGAAGGGUCCUUUUCUAGAAGAUCUUUCAAUUCGGGUUCCUGGCAUCAAACCAAGCUCAUCUGUUCUUUCACCCGCUGAGAACUUGGUUGAAGAAGCAAAUGGUUUGGGUGCAGUGUCUUCACCAUUUUUAGUGCCUCGUCCAUCACAAAACACGGAGAACGCUCUCCUUCCCCCGGAUUCUGAGGAAAAGGAAUGUAUUUGGGAUGCUUCUUUGCCUCCAAGUGGCAAUGUAAGUCCGCACAGUAGCAUUGAUAGUACCGGAGUGGUCAGAGCCAUGAGCAUUGGCAAUAGCUGCACCAGUACAUAUCGGAGUGAUGGGGUUAGGAGUGAUGGUAUACUUAGUAUGGACAGGAAUUGGGAGAGUAUAAAAGGGAGUAUUCGAGGUGAUUCACUAGAGAGUGCAAAAACAAGCCUUAGCCGUGCAAGUGAUAGCAGUGGCCUUAGUGAUGACAGUAAUUGGAGUAAUCUUACUGGGAGUGCCAAUAAGCCUCACAAAGGGAAUGAUCCUAGAUGGAAAGCUAUUCUAGCCAUCCGAGCACGGGAUGGAAUAUUGGGCAUGAGUCAUUUUCGAUUACUCAAACGGCUUGGUUGUGGUGACAUUGGUAGUGUGUACCUCUCUGAGUUGAGUGGGACCCGCUGUUACUUUGCAAUGAAAGUGAUGGACAAGGCAUCACUUGCAAGCAGGAAGAAGUUGACAAGAGCUCAGACGGAAAGAGAGAUUUUGCAGCUGCUGGACCAUCCGUUCUUGCCGACCUUAUACACUCAUUUUGAGACAGACAGAUUCUCAUGUCUAGUCAUGGAAUAUUGUCCAGGAGGUGAUCUGCAUACCCUGAGGCAACGGCAACCUGGGAAGCAUUUUUCAGAGUAUGCGGCACGGUUCUAUGCUGCAGAAGUUCUUUUGGCACUCGAGUAUCUGCACAUGUUGGGAGUUGUGUACCGUGACCUUAAACCAGAAAACGUUCUUGUACGUGACGAUGGCCACAUAAUGCUUUCAGACUUUGACCUUUCUCUAAGAUGUGCGGUUUCACCAACCCUCAUUAAAACCUCUUCAUUCAAUGGCGACCCAUCCAAACGGGGAACAGCAUUCUGCGUCCAACCCGCCUGUAUCGAACCCUCAUCAGUAUGCAUCCAACCUGCAUGCUUCAUUCCCCGAAUCUUCCCCCAAAAGAGCAAGAAAAAAACCCGAAAACCUCAAGCCGAGCCUCGGUUCCCAACAAAUAUGCUACCAGAGCUCGUUGCCGAGCCUACAGCAGCCCGCUCGAUGUCCUUUGUCGGGACCCAUGAAUAUUUGGCCCCCGAAAUCAUCAAAGGAGAAGGCCACGGCAGCGCAGUCGAUUGGUGGACGUUUGGCAUUUUCUUACAUGAGCUACUUUACGGUAAAACACCGUUCAAGGGCUCGGGAAACCGUGCUACACUGUUCAACGUGGUUGGGCAACAACUCCGAUUCCCAGAGUCGCCGGCGACAAGUUAUGCGAGUCGGGACCUGAUCCGGGGCUUGCUCAUGAAGGAGCCACAGCAACGGCUUGGAGUGAAGAGGGGAGCGACGGAGAUCAAGCAACACCCAUUCUUUGAAGGUGUAAAUUGGGCUCUGAUACGGUGCAGCACGCCACCGGAAAUACCAAGACCGGUCGAGUACGAGCCGUCUGCAAAGUUUGGAGCUGUCGAUACGGGCGGGAUUGGGGUCGGGGUCGGUAGCAGCAGUAAAAGGAUGGUUGGGACAGAGGUGAAGCCAGGAGGUAAAUAUCUGGACUUCGAGUUCUUCUAGUUUUUAGGGUUUAUAUGUGAUUAGAUGUGCUGUGUUGUAUUACUAUCAUUAGGUAAUCCCCACAGAACCUUUUUCGCAUUACCAUGUUUGGUUGAUGCAUUUUUAACCCAAUUAUAAAGGAAAAAUCUUGCUUUCAACUGGAAAAUUAUAGUUGAAUUCUCAGUUCCUGAUGGGGUUUUUGUACUGUUUGAGAAAAAAAAGAUCAGACAAAUCCUAAACCCAAAUGUGCCAAUUAGUGAACUUAUGUCAUUGAUUUUUAUUAGACCUAGUCGGUGUUAUUAAA